UACCAAUUCAUUUGUUCCUUUUAUGUACAAUGAAUUAUGCGAAAAUAUACUGAUAUAAUUUGAUGUUUUCCAAACAUAAAAAAUGUCCAUUCCUGCAGUUGUAAGCAGUUUCAUCUUCACACAGAAGAAGAAGACAGUGGAAAUUUUCCCGGUAAGCGUGAGGGAAGCCUGGAAUGAGUGCGAGCUUCGGUUCAUGGUUCUAAUUAGCCUUGCCUUGCAAGCAAUCCUCAUCCUAAUCGGCAACUGGAGAAAGAAUUCAACCGGCAACGUACUUUGAAUUGUCCUCUGGCUUGCUUACUUGUCAGCUGACUCCGUUGCAACCGUCUCACUCGGCAUUCUCUUCAGCAACCAGGAAGACUCCGAAGGUGAUUCUGUAAACCCAAACUUUGUUAUGAUAGCAUUUUGGGCACCGUUUCUUUUCUUGCAUCUCGGCGGUCCAGAUAAGACCACUGCUUACUCGUUGGAAGACAAUGAGUUGUGGCUUAGGCACUUGCUUGGGGUAGCUGUCCAGGUGAUUGUAGCUUUGUAUGUCUUUAUAAGAGCAUAUCAAGCGGCUGUGUGCCAAUCUCAUCCUCACCUUCCACGUCAUAGAAAACAGCCAAUCGUUCUUCCAACACCGGACUCUGAGGAAGCUCUAGAGGUUAUUGAGUUUAAGCUAGGGUUCAUGUAUGAUGUGUUUUAUACUAAAUCACUUCUGGUUUAUUCUGGUGUCGGUGGGAUUCUCCGUUGCAUUACUCUUUCUUUCACAGUUUGUGUGUUCCUAGCCUUCAUGUUGAUCACGGAGAAGCAAGAAUACAUGAGAGUGGAUGUAAUUAUCAGAUAUAUAUUGUUGGUGGGAGCUAUUGUCUUAAAAUUUUAUGCAGUAGUCAUAAUACUUUCAUCGGACUGGACAAUGCUGUGGCUGAGCAAGUACCUGUUGGAUUUGAUUGCUGGGGAUAUGGUUCAAGUAGUUGAAAGAAAGAAUAAUGGUGAAGUCAAGACGUGUCGCUUGCCCUAUGCUUUACAAAGUAGACAAGAGCUGCAACAUACGAGCCCAAAGAGACUUACUGAUCAUUAUAGCAGAAGUGAUGAGGUGUUUGCUCGUAUUCAUGGUGACAGUUCAAACUUGCCAGAUCAUUAUAAAGAUCUCAUUUCCAUCCUCUCCUUUGAUACUCGAGAAGGAAAUAAACCUGGAGAAGAAAUAGGUAACUUCUUACGAAGAGGCAUUGCAGGUGGUUUCUUCCAUCAGCUACAGGUCCUUGAUCUCGAAAAUGUAUUCAGACCUGAAUUGCCCACCAACAUAGGAAAACUAAGCAGGUUGAGGUAUCUGGGUUUGAGGUGGACUUUCCUUGAUUCAGUCCCAACAUCCAUUGGCAAUUUGCUGAACCUCCAGACAUUAGAUGUGAAGCAUACAGAUGUCCAGACUCUCCCUAGUUCGAUAUGGAAACUGCCCAAACUCCGACACCUAUACUUAAACCAGAGUAAAAUUAUGCAUCAGAAAGGCGGCAGUUCCCUGAAGAAUCUCCACACAUUAUGUGGUGCAUUUGUGGAUAAGAAUAGUCCAUUGAAGGGUGGACUUGACAAGUUGAUCAACCUAAGAAAAUUGGGACUGGCAUUCCAGUUAGACAGAUCAGAGCAAAGGGCGUUAGGAGACAAGAUUGUAAAGCCGUGGGGCCUUCGGUCUUUAAAAUAGUAGUCUUGUGGCCAUUGUCAGGCCUUGAGGAUCUUUCAAGCCUAAAUUUGUUUGGAAAGUUAACUCAUUCCAUUGUAGCGGAGUUCCCAAAAAACCUUGCUGAUCUUACUUUGUCAGCCUCUUUUCUGUCAGAUGAUCCAAUGCCCAAGUUAGAGAAGCUUUUUCACCUUAAAGUACUCCAAUUCAUACACAGGUGAAAAAAUGUCUUGCUACACGUGGGGAUUUCCGAAGCUUGUAGUUUUGAAGUUGUGGAAGCUACAACUACUAGAAGAUUGGGACGUGCAGGAAAAGGCAAUGAGAAAUCUCAGGGAGUUGGAGAUCAGAUCCUGCAUCAAAUUGAGGGUCCCAAGUGGGUUGAAGCAAUUGAAGAAUCUCACUAAAUUGAAGUUGACUGAUAUGCCACAAGAAUUUUCUGCAACCAUUACGAGAACUAGGGCUCAAAUUUGGGAUGACAUUACCCACUCCCCAGCAAUCAUUACUGAAAGCUGGUAGUCCAUCACAGGCUCUCACUCAUGUAAUGGUAACAUCAACGGAUGCAGUUGACGCACAGAGAACCUGCAAAAGCCUCAUAUAUCAUAUAUGUGGAGCUGCAAAUGCAAUUCCUUAGGGUGAAGGCCACUAGGAAUAUUUUCAAAUUUCCUUCAAAAUAAAACUGGGUAUGUAAAGAUGUUAUAUCUCAACAGACGUCUUGAGAUUUGUAUGAGUUCUUGAUUGAUGAUUUUGCUAAGUUUUACUAUGUUUAUGUAUAUUAUGGAUUUCAAAAUGGUACUAUUAUUAUAUAUGAUGAGUUGCCACUAUU
Pyrus x bretschneideri (Chinese white pear) is the source of this 2471-nucleotide messenger RNA. RefSeq names its product putative late blight resistance protein homolog R1B-16. Lineage: Eukaryota; Viridiplantae; Streptophyta; Magnoliopsida; Rosales; Rosaceae. Gene Ontology annotation, molecular function: protein binding. The transcript is spliced from 4 exons. The record is from RefSeq and is a predicted model, not a curated record. Bases 392 to 1672 code for a protein of 426 amino acids.